AGUCAACAGCUGGUCACUCUGUGAAUUGUGCGCUCUCUGUUGGUGGGCUGGUGGAGCUCAGCGCACCAAAGUUGUCAAUCGGUCGAAGAGCACACAAGUGAUUGGUUAUGUGAGUUUUCCAUUGUCACUAAAAUUAUAGUAUUUGUUAUUAAAAGAUGUUAAAUAAGCAUAUUUAUGAUACUUCCUCCACAUAAAGAAAGCGUAAAAGUAGCAAAAAGAUUUCUGUAAGUAAGUAAGCAUUUACGCCAACAGAGUGACAAAGUGUCUGAAUGUGUUGGGUAUUUUGGAGCCAAAAUCGUUAUUCUGCACAGUGAUAAUUGCAUGAAAAAAUAACGCUGAAUUAAAUAAAUAAAAAUAAAAAAGCAUUCAAUGAACGAAUGAUAAAAAUCAAUUGGUUUAAAUAAGUUAAUGAAUACAUUCCAAUAAAGUGCAUUCAACUGCUGCAGAAACCAACUGCGACCUAAUUAAAUCAACUAGACUAGAUCAGCUGGCGCAGCCAUAACCGCUGCAGUUGUACAUUUGGUCUUCCAUAAUAUCACACAAGCGACGACAGUGCAGCGAAAGUGUCCGCCAUUUCACAGCAAUCUUCCUAAAUGCCAAGGCAAGUGUUGGCGAGCAAAAAAUCUUAUUUUUAAUUAAUUCGGUGGAUUUGAGCAGCAACAACUACAAUAAUAAGUGGUAACCUGCACACGGUAGUGGCAAAAUGGAUCAUUCACAGCAUAGUAUACACAAUCACGCACAUCAUAUGCUGCCUCUAGAUACGGCAACACCACACGAUCAUGCCGCUACAAUAUUGUCCACCACCACUGUCAGCCCCUUGGAUGUGAUGGGUCAUGGCGAGCACGUGGUCAUGAGCGACCAGCAUGCGAUGCACAACAGCCACGACCAUGGCGCCAUGAAUAUGGAAGGAGCAAUGCAUCAUAUGAUGUCAAUGGCGUUCCACUACGGCUACAAUGAGACUGUGCUCUUCUCCUGGUGGAAAUUCGAUAGUAUCAUGGGCCUGAUUGGUUCGAUGAUCGCUAUAUUUGUAAUGGCUGUGCUUUACGAGGGUCUCAAGUACUAUCGCGAAUACCUGUUUUGGAAGACAUACAAUUUGCUGGAAUACCGACCAGUUACCGGACCACAACGCAAUCCCGAAGAUCCGCAACGGAGUACGCCGUCGACGAGCGCCUCGCCAGUGCAAUAUGUUGGCGAAGUCAUACACAAGCAACCUCCGACGAUGCUGUCGCUGAACCAUUUCUAUCAAACCGGGCUCCACAUACUGCAAGUGACGCUCUCCUUCAUGCUGAUGCUGAUCUUUAUGACCUACAACGUUUGGCUCUGCAUUGCCGUGGUGCUGGGCGCCGCUGUCGGCUACUUCCUGUUCUGCUGGCGGAAGUCGGUGAUUGUCGAUGUAACGGAACACUGUCACUAGCAAUGUUUAAAAUGUGAAAGGCGCUUCGCUUGGAUGCGCUGCCUCUGGCCAAGCCAAAUUGGCAAUACUAAUUAUCAGCAGCAGCAACAACAACAACAACAGCAGCCCCAACAAUAUCAGCAACAAACUAUAGCCACCACAGCAGCAAUAACAACAACAAGCGCGUGCAGAGCCAGCAACAGAUUCGGCACUAGCGGUCAACGCGCUGACACGCCUGGCACCAUCGACAACAACCACUACUACGACAGUCACGACAGUUACAACAAUUACGACACUUAUAAUGCGAGAAGAAACGGUGCCGCAACCUGUAACGCAACAGCCAAUACGCUGUUAAACAACGCCGGCGGCAGUGUACGCUGUGCGCGUUACGUAAAGCGUGGCACCGGCGAGCCGGGGCAGCGCGGCAUGCAAGUGACCAUGGCCAACUACAACCAAAAGGACUAUGAUAUUUACUACUACGAACGUGAGGAGUACGAGGAUGAGACAGUUAUCAUUGAUACGCUUGCCGUAACGGCCACCACCACCACACAGCUCAUGGAGAGCGGUUGCGGCAGCGUCGGUGCUAAUUGCCAGAAAUGUCGAAAUAUUAAAAUUCUUCUAAGACUAAGUUUAAGAUAUUUUUAUGAUAUAAACUGUGAAAUUGUUAAGAACACCAUUUAAGGCAACACACACACACAACAACAACAACAAAAUCACAAACAAAAUGAAAACCAAUAGUAGCUAGCAAGUGAGUGAAGACAAAAUAGGAAUACAAAAAGUUAGCAGUAUAAAGUAGUUUAGGCACGUGAUAGCGCGCAGUCGUAUGUCAGCGGGUGGAAUUUAAGAAGCAUAAAGUGAAAUAUUUUUACACGAAGUAGUUGUUUAGGUGUAAUUAGAAAUUUGCAAAGCGCAUGAUUCGCCAUAAAUGCGCGUUCAAUUGCGCUUGCGGAUUAUUUGGUGCUAAGAAUGCAUUGGCCUUCGAACGAAAUAAUGUAUUUUCGAUUAUUGAAUUUUCCUUGGUUAAAAAGAAAUUUUGUAUUUCUUUUUUUUUUUUUGCUAAUAUUUACCAUUUUGAGUUUGACACUUACUUAGCUGAACGAUGUGGUUGCCACUUGUUGGCGUUUAUAUGCAUAUUUUAAUAUUUUAUCGACAUGUUAUUAGCCUAUAUAUUUUUUAAUUUUUAUUAUUGCUUUUUUACCACUUUAUUAUAGUAAUUAAUUAUAUAUGUAAUUGAUUUUGUCAAUUUUUCUAAAAUCCAAAUUUUACACGCAUGUAUUAGGUCGCAAAGUUUACAAGCAAUUUGUUAUAGAUAGUGAGGCUACAGCCGUUUCCUACACAAAAUCCAUUAAUGUUUAAUAUUAUACAUACACACAACUCUACAAAAGUGCAUACGAGCAGGUGUUGCACUCUUUUUGAAAGUAAAAAUUGUUACAGUGGUGUGCGUAAAAAUACUUAAAUAGCUGCAAUUGUUACUGUAUAUUGCUGUUAAGUUUUCAUGAAGUAAAAACUUGUGUGCUAUAAAAUUUUACAACGCAUUUUAUGUAAGAGAAGACCUCUACUACACAUAUAUAUUAUGUACGUGUAUUAAAGAUAUAUUGAAUAUGAAGCCAACACUAUGACACUAUGACACUUAACUUAACAUAAUAUUGUAUUAACAAAUGGUUUUUGAAAAAUGAAGCGAAAGUUAAUCUGCUGCAAGCAUACACUCAUAUACUCACUUAUAUACAUACAUACAUAAAUUCAUAUGCGUACAUUUUUCAAAUUUACUGUGUACAAUUCAAAUAAAGACCAAAAUAUCCUUUAA
Molecule: messenger RNA, 3197 nt
Organism: Bactrocera oleae (olive fruit fly)
Lineage: Eukaryota; Metazoa; Arthropoda; Insecta; Diptera; Tephritidae
Gene: Ctr1A
Product: Copper transporter 1A
Biological process (GO): copper ion transmembrane transport
Cellular component (GO): plasma membrane
Molecular function (GO): copper ion transmembrane transporter activity
Source: RefSeq, a predicted model, not a curated record